This is a messenger RNA of Cuscuta europaea, 4861 nucleotides long. The record is from the annotation of a GenBank genome assembly. Lineage: Eukaryota; Viridiplantae; Streptophyta; Magnoliopsida; Solanales; Convolvulaceae.
GGUGAACCAAGGCUAGUCUUUUGGAUCGGGCUAGGGUCAGUUUACAAGUUUGAGUUCAGUUUUUCCCCACCGUACCUGAAUGGCUGAAUGAACGUUGAUGAAAGGAAGGCAAUUCACCCUUAGGCCUUUGCUUCAUCUUCUCCGGUUUCCCAUCGCAUUCCACUCCCAUUAAAGGCAAUUUCCGGUGAUGAUAAGAUUGGCGGCGGCUGCCACAUCCACCAUCAAGCCGCCACAUCCCCAUUUAUUUCUGUCAGGUAAACCUUUGUCAUUUUCGAUUGCUUCCUCACCUAUCCUCGAGGACCCUGCUACUCCUAAGGAGCUCUAUUCUCAGCUCCUCUCUCUCCUGUCCCUCCCGAAUUGGCAAAAGAGUCAUUCUCUCAAGAGACUAUUACCUUCUCUGUCCCCUUCUCAUAUCUCCUCUUUUAUCUCCAGAAACCAGUCUCUCGAUCCAUGUACUGCUGUUUCCUUCUUCGACUAUCUCUAUCGUAUCCCUUCAUUCAAGCUUGAUGCGCAGUGCUAUUUGUCUCUCCUUCACAUUCUCAUACCCCGAAAGCUGUUUCCCGCCGCGGACCGGAUACGCGUUUUGAUGAUUAAAUCCUGCGAAAGCCCGGAUGAAGCGAAAUAUGCCGUUAGUUUGUUUCUGGGUAUGCAUAAUGUCGAUGAUCAUGAUGAUGGUGGUGGCAGUAGUCUAAAAUUCAAAUUUAAGCUCAAUGUUAGGUCUUGUAACACGAUGUUGAUGUCUUUGUCGAGGUUUCUGCUGAUCGAGGAUAUGAAAUGCUUGUAUCUGGAGAUGUUGAGGGUUAAGAUUUCACCUAAUAUUUACACAUUUAAUACUAUGAUAAACGGGUACUGCAAACUGGGCAAUGUGACUGAAGCUGAGAUGUACAUGAGUAAGAUCUGUCAAGCUGGAUUGAGUCCAGAUGCUCACACAUACACUUCGUUCAUCUUAGGUUAUUGCAGGAAAAUGGAUAUAAGUAGUGCACUUAAGGUAUUCGAGGAAAUGCCUCAGAAGAGUUGUCCAAGGAGUCAUGUCACCUAUAACAUUUUGAUGCAUGGGUUGUGUGAAGCUGCAAAGGUAGAUGAUGCGUUGAAGCUGUUUUCACAAAUGGGGAUUGAUCAUUGUUGUCCAAAUGUCCGGAGCUAUACAAUUUUGAUUGAUGCAUUGUGUGAAUUGAAUAGGGAAGUGGAGGCGUUGAAUCUGUUUGAUGAGAUGGUGGAGAAAGGUUGCCAACCAAAUGUCCACACUUACACUGUUCUCAUUAAUGGGAUGUGUAAAGGAAAGAAGCUUGUUGAAGCAAGAGGGUUAUUAGAUGAGAUGGGGAAAAGGGGUCAAGCUCCUAAUGUGGUAACUUACAAUGCUUUGAUUGAUGGGUACUGUAAAGUGCAAAAUGUUGAUUCUGCAAUGGAGAUAUUCAACUUGAUGGUGUUAAAUAAGUGUAUGCCAAAUGUGCGCACAUAUAAUGAGUUGAUUUCUGGAUUUUGUCUGGUGAAAAAGGUGCACAAAGCAAUGGGACUACUUGAUAAAAUGCUUGAACAGAAGCUCUCUCCUUCUGUUGUCACAUACAAUUUGUUGGUCCAUGGACAAUGUAGCGAGGGCCACAUAGAUAGCGCUCUCAGAUUGCUUACGUUGAUGGGUGAGAGUGAUGUGGCUCCAAAUGAGCAGACCUAUGGUCCUGUGAUCAAUGCAUUAUGUGAAAAAGGUUGUGUUAAACAUGCUCGUUCCAUAUUUGACUCUUUGAAGGAUAAGGGUUUAGAAGCAAAUGAUGUGAUAUACACCUCUUUAAUUAAUGGUUAUUGUAGAGUAGAAAAUCUCGAUGUUGCCCUAACUUUGUUCAAAAGGAUGCUUGAUGAGCAAUUCAUUCCAAAUUCAAGCACCUAUAAUGUAAUACUUGGUGCUUUAUGCCAAAACAAUAAGCUCCAGGAAGCCACUAAGUUGUUGGAAAGUAUGGAAAAAAGAGGAGUCAAACCCACUGUAGUCACAUACAGUAUUUUGAUUGAGAAAAUGCUAAAAGAUAAUGAUUUUGGCGGUGCUUAUAGGGUUCUUAAUUUAAUGGUGUCCUUGGGAUCUAAACCUGAUGUCUGCACUUACACUUCAUUUCUUGUGGCAUAUUGCAACCAAGGGAAGUUAAAAGAAGCUGAAAAAUUGAUGGCGAAAAUGAUAAAGGACGGGGUAACGCCAGAUUUGAUGACAUGUACAGCAUUAAUGGAUGGGUAUGGACGUUUGAGAUUACUAGAUCACUCCUUUCGUACUUUUAAAUCUAUGGUUGGUGCUGGAUGUAAACCUUCGCUUUAUACCUACUCAGUUUUAAUCAAGCAUUUGUUACAUGAAAAUCGAAUAGCAAAAUGUGUCAAUAGGUUUGAAGUUGGGUCUAUAAACAUUGUGGAUGUGUGGAAAAUAACGGAUUUUGUAACUGUUGUUGCAUUGUUUGAAAAAAUGGUGAAACAUGGCUGCCCUCCUGACACAAAUACAUAUAGUACACUGAUUUAUGGACUUUGUAGAGAAGGACGCUUUGAAGAAUCUAGGAUGCUUGUUGAUCAUAUGAAAGACUGUGGAAUGUCUCCUGGUGAAGAUAUCUAUAACACACUGAUAAGAUGUUGCUGCAAGUUAAAAAGGUAUGAUGAUGCAGCAAAUUUGGCUGAUACAAUGGUUAUGCAUGGUUAUUCACCACAUUUUGAGGCCUACAAUUUCCUCGUAUGUGGACUCUAUGAAGAAGGACGUAAGGAAAGGGCUGAGGAAGCUUUCUUAAAGCUCCUUAACUGUGGUUAUAAUAAUGAUGAAGUUGCAUGGAAACUGUUAAUUAACGGCUUACUUAAGAGAGGGCUUUCGGAUAGAUGCUCCGAGGUUUUAGGUAUCAUGGAAAAAAAUGGUAACCUGAUUCGUCCUCAAACAUAUACUAUGCUGAUAGAAGGACUUAUUCAAACAGAAGGGCGUGUAGAAGAAUAGUAAUGUGCUCGAUUGAGUAUCUAUGGAGCAUCUUUAUGCAUUGAUUCUUACUUCUGCAAUGAUUUGUACGCCAUUCUUGAGUUGCCACUUCAGUCAAGUAGUCCUGUCCAAGAGCUCCGCCUUCUAGUAAAACUGAUCAAGAGAGCAAGAUUAAGUGGCAGCAUUUCAGAUGCUACGUUGAAAAAGUGAACUGCUAAAAGUAGUGAGGCUCCACCGGUGAGCCGUCCUGAAAAUGAGCCAUCAUUAGUCAAAGAGGGAUUAUAUGCAUUUCCGUAAUGAGGAAAUAAGUACUUUAUGCCCCACAGAAGCAAACCCUCUCAAUGGCCUUAUUCUUUAAGAUGAUAGAUUUUAGGUCCUGUUGGCCAUACAUUUCGAAUGGCGGAUACUUCCUUUAUAGGGACCUCCUCUUGGCAGAGAACUGCUGCUGUUGGUCGGUAUUGCUCCAUAGAUGACAAAAUGUGAGGUGGCAGGAAGUAGUGAUAAUAAAAUAUGAUGAAGCACGGUGAGCAAAUGAUGAAUCAAAUGAUGAGCAAACACUUGUCAAAGUAUUGAGGAAGUUUUGCGGAACCCAUUGAUUUCUACUUUGACUUAUGCUGCUGUCACCGAUUCCACAUAACAUCUGCAAAUGGAGGAGAGCAAACAAGAGUACUGAUGAUCUUAUGGUUGAGAGCCACCUCCUCAAGUUAUGAAUAAUUUGGUGGUAAGGUUCAGUGAACCUGCAUGAGCUGUGGAGUAGGUGCUGAAUGUAAAGAAUUUAGGGACUCUAGUUUCAAGAUCACUCCUGAAGUACUCUUCCAAAAUAGGAACUAGCAAGCACUUGUAGUCAUUUCCCAGUCAGAUCAUGUGAAGUAAAAGACACGGAAAUUGAAGAAUGGAUUAGCAAUGCGUACCGAGUGGUACAUCUUUUUUGCUGUCUCUUGCAUCAUGUGAAUCAUAUGCAAUAUGGUAAUGUGUCAUUUCUUAGCAUUUUAGGGGUUGUUUACUUGUGACUUAAUAAGAAAAAUAAUGACCAAUGUAGUUGGCUGGACAGGCUCUUGGAAUAUCACGUUGCACACCAGGUUUCGAUUCGCUUUGGAGGCAGAUUUUGCAUUUAAUCUCGGGUUUUACAAUUUUUUUGGGUUUGGGCCAUCCAGGGUUACGGUCUGAGUCAGGCGAUUUGCGGGUAAUUCCGGGUUUCGACACAAUAGCGAGUUGAUGGCCUAGCGGACCGGAUUGGGCUCCGGAUGAUCGGGUUCCAUGUCGACCUGCCUAGUCUGGCCCGGUUCUUAAAACAUAGUGUGAAGCACUAGGACUUGAUUUAGUUUGUUUUUCAAAAGAUUAUAUAUUAUUGAUUUAAAAAACUCUUUCAUUUAGAUGAAGAAGCGUGAUGUAUCGGGGAGAGGAUACGUUAGCAUGUUGUGCAUGAAACUCAUUAAAUAAAUUAUCAAAUAUAGGGAGAACUACCAAAUAAGCCCUCGAACUUUCACAAAAAGUGCAAAUAAGCCCUUUUAUAGGAGGUUCUUUCCGACCGUCGCCAUUUCGGAUGGUUUCCGGUGGAAUUUUUCGUUGAAAUUUUUUGUUGAAAUUUUCUGAGAAUCUUCUUCAUUAAGUCUAGUUUACGCAUAUCAAAUUUCAGCUAAAAAUUCAAUCGGGGAGGUAGUCAAAUGAAUUUUUGAAGAUAACUGCGCAGUUAGGCAGCGCAGUAUACUUCAGAAAAUCAUUUGACUGCCUUCUCGAUUGAAUUUUUAGCUGAAAUUUCGUAUGAGUAAACUAGACUUAAUGGAGAAGAUUCUCAAAAAAAAUCAUCAAAACAUUCCACCGGAAACCGUCCCAAAUGGCGAUAGCCGGACAAAGCCUCAUGUAAAAGGGCUUAUUUGCACUUUUUAUGAAAGUUCGAAGGCUUAUUUGAUAGUUCUCCCUGAAAUAUAUUACUGACCC